Parnassius apollo (apollo) is the source of this 558-nucleotide messenger RNA. Lineage: Eukaryota; Metazoa; Arthropoda; Insecta; Lepidoptera; Papilionidae. The record is from the annotation of a GenBank genome assembly.
AUGGUCGAACAAGUUCAUUUGUUAGCUGCUGCGACCAUUUUAGAUCCUAGAUUUAAAAAAAAUCAUUUUACUGACCAUGUCGCCUGUUCUCGAGCAAUAAAUAGAAUAAACACUUCAAUUUUAGAUAUUACGCGGCAACAACUUCCACAAAAUAAUAGCGAAGAAGUCGACGCCAUUGAAGAGACUGGUAAUGAUAUGAAAAAAGGAAUUUGGGAUUUUCAUAAGUUGCUUGUGAAAAAGCAACUCUCUUUAUAUACUGCACAUGCACAGGAAAGUGAAGGCUUAAAUGAAGAAUUUAAACACUAUUUAUCGCAGGCAGUUGUGCACCUAAAUUAUGAUCCUAUACUCUACUGGCAAAAACAAAAAAACUCUAUUUGUCACCGAGUUCACUCAAUAGCCGUGAAGUAUAUGAGUAUCGUAGGAUCAUCUGUUCCUUGUGAGCACCAUUUCUCAAUUGCCGGAAACAUCGCAACAGAUGAGCAAAACCGCUUGGAUCCCUGUAGACUUGAUAGACUGUUGUUUUUAAAAAGUUUAGAUAUUAAGCAUUGGGAACUAUAA